This is a messenger RNA of Pongo pygmaeus (Bornean orangutan), 525 nucleotides long. RefSeq lists its product as uncharacterized. The record is from RefSeq and is a predicted model, not a curated record. NCBI's taxonomy places the organism in Eukaryota, Metazoa, Chordata, Mammalia, Primates, Hominidae.
AUGAACAUUGUGACAAAACGUUGUGUAGAACAGAUUAAUGUAGUUGAAGUGAGGAAGAAUGAGAGUUGUCCCAACCCGCCAGCACCCCCUACCCCCAUUCCCACACUUUCCCUCAUGGGAGUCUGCUGGGAGCACUUCAAAAACCACUGGAAAGGCUGGGCACGGUGGCUCACGCCUGUAAUCCCAGCACUUUGGGAGGCCAAGGCAGGCGGAUCACAGGUCAGGAGUUCAAAACCAGCCUAGCCAACAUGGCGAAACCCCAUCUUUACUAAAAAUACGAAAAUUAGCCAGGUAUUAGAAUUAUUUCUGAAUUAUCAGUCUCUCAUUUGUGCUUUGGGGAAGCAGAAAAGGCAAAAGGGGUCUUUGGCCAUCUUCUGCUGGAGCUUCCAGGGAGGAUGUGUCUCCAAGAGACCAGAUGUGCCGGGUUUGAAAUCCCAGAAGCCCAAGAGGAAAAGAACCACAGGGAGGAAAAGACUGUCCAAAGGCUUCUGGAGUCUUCUGUGCUCUAACCUUGGAAGGUUUUGA